Messenger RNA from Colias croceus (clouded yellow), 1977 nucleotides. RefSeq names its product carcinine transporter-like. Gene Ontology annotation, cellular component: membrane. The transcript has 13 exons. The coding region runs from base 204 to 1940 and encodes 578 amino acids. Gene Ontology annotation, biological process: transmembrane transport. Lineage: Eukaryota; Metazoa; Arthropoda; Insecta; Lepidoptera; Pieridae. Gene Ontology annotation, molecular function: transmembrane transporter activity. The record is from RefSeq and is a predicted model, not a curated record.
AUCAGACUCGUAUUCAUUAAAUUCAUUCUCCCGCCAGCGCUCUUACAAAUUGCGCGCGUUUUUUGUUUUUUUAUUUUAUUUUAUUUUUCUGUCGUCUUUGGUGGCUAACCAGUGACUGUGUGCCAUUCCUUCCCCAAUUCGUCUUCAAGUAACAAGAAAGACGUCCGAAAAAGUGUCUUUUAAGGCAAAAACCGACUUCGAAAAUGGAAUCACAUGAAAAGAUGGCGGCCGUCGCGGGCACGCCCCGUGAGCGAGAGAAUAUUGAAAUGCAAGCUAAUGGAACGUCAAAGCAACUCAAAGACCUGGACGAUCUGUUCCCCUACAUCGGCGACUUCGGCUGGUACCAACGUAUGCUGUUCAUGCUGAUGAUACCGUAUUCAUUCUUCUUCGCGUUCGUGUACUUCUCGCAGAUUUUCAUGACGGUCGUACCGGAACAACAUUGGUGUGAUGUACCGGAGUUGGCGAAUCUUAGUGUGGAAGCGCGUCGUCAUCUGGCAAUACCAAAGCUAGGGGAGAAAUACGAAAAGUGCCUAAUGUAUGAUGUUGAUUGGAAUACAGUUUUAUCAAGUGGCAACCUUGAACCAAAUCCAACAUGGCCGACGAAGAAGUGUGGAAAUAAGUGGGAAUUUAAUUUUACUGAUGUGCCGUAUGAAACUAUUGCUACACAGUUGGGUUGGGUGUGCGAGCGAGACAACUAUCCAGCGACAGCUCAGUCUAUCUUCUUUUGUGGUUCUAUAGUUGGUGGUUUAAUUUUUGGAUGGAUGGCUGAUAAAUAUGGACGAGUACCAGCUAUACUUGGUACGAACAUGACAGGAUUUCUAGCGGGUGUAGGAACUGCAUUUUCCAAUAGUUUCUGGUCAUUCUGUCUCUGCAGAUUCCUUGUUGGUCUCGCGUAUGAUAACUGCUUUAUGAUUAUGUAUAUUGUUGUGGUCGAGUACGUUGGGCCAAAAUGGCGGACGUUCGUCGCCAACAUGUCAAUAGCUGUAUAUUUCACAUUUGCGGCUUGUCUCUUACCCUGGAUUGCGUUGGCUGUGGCCGAUUGGAAAAUAUAUACAUUGAUAACUAGUAUACCUUUGGUUCUGUCUAUAUUCACACCUUGUGUAGUUCCGGAGAGUGCUAGAUGGUUAAUAUCGCAAGGUCGUAUUGAAGAAGCAUUAAAGAUAAUACAGAAAUGUGAGCGAGUAAACAAUAAAAAGAUACCGGAUGAGGUUUUAAAGGAAUUUAGGGAGACAGCAACAGAAAUUGCAAUAGCAGAACAAGAUCUUAAAAACUACUCUUUCAUGGACUUAUUUAAAACGCCUCGGCUCCGACGUCACAGUAUAUUAUUAUUAAUAAUAUGGAUGUCAAUAGCCAUGGUGUUCGACGGCCAUGUCAGAAAUGUGGGCUCUUUGGGUUUGGACAUGUUCGUCACUUUCACUAUAGCAACCGCUACGGAGUUCCCGGCUGAUAUUCUGCUGAUUUUGACGUUGGAUAUUGUGGGUCGUCGCUGGCUUGCUUUCGGUUCAAUGGUGAUAAGUGGUUUAUUCAGUUUUGCAGCAACUACAGUUCCUUUUGGUCUACCAUCAGCAUCACUAGCGAUAGUUGGCCGAUUCGCGGUCAACAUAUCGUUCAACAUCGGUAUGCAAUACGCUGCAGAAUUGUUGCCUACUGUAGUAAGGGCGCAAGGGCUGGCCCUUAUUCAUAUUACGGGGUAUAUUGCUACUAUAUUGGUGCCUUAUAUUGUGUAUAUGGCAACUAUAGCCAAAGAGAUCCCGCUCUUAAUCUUAGGCACUAUAGGCGUAGCGGGCGGUUGUCUAUGCUUGUGCCUACCAGAGUCUAUGGGCAAGGAUAUGCCACAAACAAUACAAGAUGGCGAACAGUACGGAAAAGAGCAGACGUUUUGGGACUUCCCGUGUUUGAAUAAAAAACUACGUAAUUCAUCAGCCGUUGAGAAGGUUUAAGUGUGCAUUACAAUUAAUAAAGUACUUAUAUUAGCAA